AUGUCAUCCGACUGGAAUAAUUCAUUUCCUCAACAGGAAUCAUUUGACAUUCUUAUUGAAUAUAAAUGUUUCCAUUCAACUAUUCUAUUACUUAUCUUUGAUGAACAUUUAACAAAUAAAAUAGUAUUAAAUCAAACGUGUUAUCUUGAUAAACAAUCAACAAUAAUUCAAAAAUCAUUUACGUUAUCGUUUAAUAAUCAAAAUUUAGCUCUUAACACGGUUAUUCGUUGUCAUUUAUCAUUAAUUGAUCGCGUUAAUAAAAUUGUACAUGCAACCGAUUUAGCUUAUGGAACAGUAUUAACAAAAUAUCAAGGUUACAAUUUAUAUGCAGCAAAUGGUGAUCUAUUUUUAAUUCGUGGUGUGAAUAGUCAACAUGCUGAUUACGAUGGAUAUGAUCGAAAUUAUUUGUAUGAUGCAUUACCAUCAAUGAGAGAUAAAAAAUUUAAUAGUGUUCGUAUUUUAUGGCGUAAAGAUUUAUCUCAUUCAGGUUUUAAAAAUCAUUCAUAUUUAGAACGUAUAAUAAAACGUUGUAUUGAAUUAAAAAUGAUUCCUAUUGUUGAAUUACACGAUGUUACAAUGAGUUCAACUAUUAAUGAUUUAUUGAGUAUGACAGAAUUUUGGAUAGAACAUAUAAAAUUGUUAAUUCACUAUAGAAAAUAUAUUAUUGUUAAUAUUUGUAAUGAAUGGGGUUCAUUUUUUACACGAAGUACAAAAUGGUCUUAUGCAUAUCAAUUGAUUAUACAGCAAAUACGUCAAGCUGGCUAUAGUGGUGUUUUAUUAAUCGAUUCACCACGUUCUGGACAAAGUGCAAGAGCAAUACGACGAAAAGGCACAGAUAUCAUUCAGUCUGAUCCUGAACAUAACAUCUUAUUUAGUGUUCAUGUGUAUGUUCAAUGGUGUACAUGGCCAUUAUUCACCUAUAAUAUUCGGUCUCACUUAUUAUCCUAUAGACGUCUAAAUUUACCAUUAAUCAUUGGUGAAUUUGCUGCUUCACAUCCAAUGCCAAAAUUUCUUCAAUGUACAUUGGUUCAAAUUGAUAUUAAAAUUUUAAUGAAAGAAUGUUAUGAUUUACGAAUUGGCUAUAUCGGUUGGUCAUGGAAAGGUAAUGGAAAUGAUGAAUGUGGACAUGUAAUGUCUUAUUUAGAUAUGUCCAAAGACUGGAAUGGAACACAAUUAACACAAUGGGGAAAUUCUUUGAUCUAUAAUGAAUAUGGAAUUAAUCAAACAUCAUCUACAUGUACUAUAUUUAAAAAUUAUUUUUAA
Messenger RNA from Didymodactylos carnosus, 1263 nucleotides. Lineage: Eukaryota; Metazoa; Rotifera; Eurotatoria; Philodinida; Philodinidae. The record is from the annotation of a GenBank genome assembly.